AUGCUUAGAUCUACUGGUUCGAGAACUUCUUUGAAUCGUCUAGCUAAAAUCUCAAAAUCAGUAGAUUCACAAUGGUUUGUUACUGCUACUUUGUUGAAAAGAGAUUUCACUUCUUCUCAGCUCUCAUUGAAAUCUUCUGUCUACUCUAGACCAUCGCCUGCUCCAAGUUUCAAUGCUUCUCCGACUUUGGCUGAUUCUACCAAUAAAAUAUCACAAUCAAAGUUAAAAGAAUUGAAGAAAAAUCCUGAAAUGGAUAGUUCUUUAAUCGGUUUGACUGGUGGUGAAAUCUUCCACGAAAUGAUGAAAAGACAUAAUGUAGACACUGUCUUUGGUUAUCCAGGUGGUGCCAUCUUACCUGUUUACGAUGCAAUUUAUAAUAGUAAAGAUUUUAAUUUCGUGUUGCCAAGGCAUGAACAAGGUGCCGGCCAUAUGGCCGAAGGUUACGCCAGGGCUUCGGGUAAAUGUGGUGUUGUUUUAGUCACUUCCGGCCCAGGUGCCACAAAUGUCAUCACUCCAAUGGCAGAUGCAUUGGCAGAUGGCGUGCCAAUGGUUGUCUUCACUGGUCAAGUCCCAACUGCAGCUAUCGGCACCGAUGCUUUCCAAGAAGCGGAUGUCAUUGGUAUUUCAAGAUCGUGUACAAAAUGGAACGUGAUGGUCAAACGCGUAGAAGACUUACCAAAAUGCAUCAAUGAAGCUUUUGAAAUCGCCACUAGUGGUAGACCUGGUCCUGUUUUGGUCGAUUUACCAAAGGAUGUCCAAGCUUCAAUAUUGAGGGCUCCAAUUCCAAUUAAAACCACAAUCCCAUCAAACGCAUUAAAGCAACUAACAAGAAGUGCAUACACUCAAUUCUCAGAAGCUGGUAUCAAAAGAGCUGCUGAAUUGAUCAACAUUGCAAAGAAACCAAUUUUAUAUGUCGGUGGUGGUAUUUUAAAUAAUCCUGAAGGUCCAAGAUUAAUCAAAGAGCUUAGUGACAGAGCCCAGAUCCCGGUUACCACAACUUUACAAGCAUUGGGUGCGUUCGAUCAAGAUGAUCCUAAAUCACUAGACAUGUUAGGUAUGCAUGGAUACGCUCCAGCAAACCUAGCUAUUCAAAAUGCUGAUUUGAUCAUUGCUGUUGGUGCAAGAUUCGAUGAUCGUGUCACAUUAAAUAUCAGUAAAUUUGCACCUGAGGCUCGCCGUGCUGCUCUGGAGAAUAGAGGUGGUAUCAUACAUUUCGAUAUUUCUGCCAAGAAUAUAAAUAAAGUUGUCGAGACUCAAGUGCCCAUCGAAGGUGAUGCUGCAACUAACUUGCAACAAAUGAUUCCUUCUGUUUUUUCUGUUACUGAACGUGAAAGAAAAGAAUGGUUGGAUACUAUCAACAACUGGAAAGCAAAAUAUCCAUAUGCUUACCAAAAAGAAACUCCAGGUUCUAAAAUAAAACCUCAAACUGUCAUUGCUAAACUUUCAGAGAUCGCAAACAGUUCUGGGAAACCUAUUGUAGUAACCACUGGUGUUGGUCAACACCAAAUGUGGGCCGCCCAACACUGGACUUGGAAGACACCACGUACAUUUAUAUCAUCAGGUGGUUUAGGCACUAUGGGUUAUGGUCUACCAGCUGCCAUUGGUGCCCAAGUAGCAAGACCAGAUGCUGUAGUAAUCGAUAUCGAUGGUGAUGCGUCAUUCAAUAUGUCAUUGACUGAAUUAUCUUCAGCUGUGCAAGCCUGUACACCAAUCAAAAUUUUAUUAUUGAAUAACGAAGAACAAGGCAUGGUCACCCAAUGGCAAUCAUUGUUUUACAAACACCGUUAUUCACACACACAUCAACUGAAUCCAGAUUUUGUCAAAAUAGCUGAGGCAAUGGGUAUGAAAGGUAUGAGAUUAGCUGAACAAAGCAAAAUGGAAGAUACAUUACAUGAAUUUUUCAACUUUGAUGGUCCUGUUUUAUUAGAAGUUGUUGUUGAAAAGAAAGUUCCUGUCCUACCAAUGGUCCCUGCAGGUAAAGGUUUAGACGAAUUCAUUUGCUUCGACCCAGAAGUUGAAAAGGAACAAAAUGAAUUACGUAGAAAACGUACCAACGGAAAACAUUAA
Molecule: messenger RNA, 2067 nt
Organism: Tetrapisispora phaffii CBS 4417
Lineage: Eukaryota; Fungi; Ascomycota; Saccharomycetes; Saccharomycetales; Saccharomycetaceae
Exons: 1
Coding region: 1-2067 (688 amino acids)
Biological process (GO): L-valine biosynthetic process
Cellular component (GO): mitochondrion; acetolactate synthase complex
Molecular function (GO): magnesium ion binding; flavin adenine dinucleotide binding; thiamine pyrophosphate binding
Source: RefSeq, a predicted model, not a curated record